AUGCCUGAAUACCCUCUGAAGUUAUCUUCUUCUGCUGUCGUGGAUACAGCCGCGUUCAAGUUGCUUGAGCUGCCACCCGAUCUGUGCAAGCUGGUCGAGUCGAAACCCGAAGAACCUUCGAGGUAUACGUCCUCCAGUAGAUUCCAGUAUCUAAUAUCCGUGCAGCUGGUUAAUCGAGGGGAUCCUGACGAGGAUGCUGUGCUCUGUACCGCAGACAAGACGUACACCACUCGCUCGAUAGUUCUCUCAAUUUCCGUCACCGUGGCAACAGCAGGGAUCGGGGAAGACACAUCUACCGAUGAGCCUUCUUAUUUGACCGGCACGAAGGUGCGAGAUCAACUAAACGAAAUCCUUGAGCUGGUGCCGUCGGUCCCGAGGCUUCACAAGCUGGACGUUCUGUUACGAGGGAAAGAGUACGACGAAGGGCAGGAGGGGGAUGAUGAUAUGUAUAUGGACGAAUUUGAGGUAGGUAAGCGUAAGUUCACGUAUGAAGAGGCAAUGGCGACGCUACAAGCGAGCGACAUAGAGCUAGACCAGGGCCUCAAGAAGAGACGUGUUCUCAUUCUCAACGGCGAGCUCCGCCCGAUCUCUCCGACCUACCUGAACGCCAUACUCGAGCUUUUGCUCACCCAUCUCGUUUCAUUAUCGCUCUCGCAUGAUUCCGCGUCCAUAGACGCGCUAUGCUCUGCACUUCAUGACGGUUACGACGUCCGGAAAGACGUCUGUAAACAGGUGAUGGCCUGGUUCGGCGACAUCAUCAAUGGCGAGUGGUGCAUGGACAAAACUGCCGUUGUGCGAGGGAUCGGUCUCGGCAUGCUGGGGCCUUACAGGGAAGAGUCGAUACCACUCGACGAGUUCCUCACAAAGUGGCGUAAAAGCGUUGGCGACACCUUCGAGUCUGAGAUGUCCGUCGACCUCCUCUGCGGCAAAUACCUCACACAAACAGACGUACUCAAAGAGCCGCCUAUCGUGGUCCUCACAUACUUCCCGUCCUUCCAACUCCUCAUCGACUCCGCGGCGCGCUUCACGGACCACUUCCUCACACGGCCGCGCUGGAAGGCUGACGAGAUCUCCCCGUUCCUCGCGGACAUCGUUGUGGACGCUAAGGAGCGGGACAAGUUCCUGCUGAAGUAUGCGCGGGCGAUCACGGAUGCGGAGGGGAUAUGGUACACUGCACGAGCGAAGUACAAAGGCUAA
Fomitopsis serialis is the source of this 1197-nucleotide messenger RNA. RefSeq names its product sister chromatid cohesion protein Dcc1. Lineage: Eukaryota; Fungi; Basidiomycota; Agaricomycetes; Polyporales; Fomitopsidaceae. The coding region runs from base 1 to 1197 and encodes 398 amino acids. The record is from RefSeq and is a predicted model, not a curated record. Gene Ontology annotation, cellular component: Ctf18 RFC-like complex; chromosome, centromeric region; chromatin. The transcript is spliced from 6 exons. Gene Ontology annotation, biological process: maintenance of mitotic sister chromatid cohesion; mitotic sister chromatid cohesion.